AUGAGGUUGGAGGUGAAGGUUAACAUCCUGUGCAACAUCACCAACAAGAACGACUUCGGAAACCUCAACACCCUGCUGGUCACCAAGGCCGAUGUGGAGGCCAUCUUCUCCAAAUACGGCAAGAUCGUGGGCUGCUCUGUGCACAAGGGCUUCGCCUUCGUUCAGUUCGCCAACGAGAGAAACGCCCGGUCUGCCGUCGGCGGGGAGGACGGGAGGAUGAUUGUCGGGCAAGUACUUGACAUCAAUCUGGCUGGAGAACCCAAACCACACAGGUCAAAAACCACCAAACGCUCAGCUGGAGACAUGUACAGGAGAAGACGGAAACACAAGACUGUUAAUGUUCUCAGAGACAACAGCUCGACGGACAUCAUGUCUUAA
This is a messenger RNA of Anoplopoma fimbria (sablefish), 378 nucleotides long. Its product is annotated as heterogeneous nuclear ribonucleoprotein C-like. Bases 1 to 378 code for a protein of 125 amino acids. The transcript is spliced from 5 exons. The record is from RefSeq and is a predicted model, not a curated record. Gene Ontology annotation, cellular component: nucleus. Gene Ontology annotation, molecular function: RNA binding. NCBI's taxonomy places the organism in Eukaryota, Metazoa, Chordata, Actinopteri, Perciformes, Anoplopomatidae.